Molecule: messenger RNA, 5203 nt
Organism: Branchiostoma floridae (Florida lancelet)
Lineage: Eukaryota; Metazoa; Chordata; Leptocardii; Amphioxiformes; Branchiostomatidae
Product: myosin heavy chain, fast skeletal muscle-like
Source: RefSeq, a predicted model, not a curated record
UCAAGCCUGGGGCCUCACAUUCUCUUUAAUUCUCGACACCAGUCCCUGUGACCCCGGGCGCAUUAAAGCUCAACACAAAGACGACAAAGUGUGUUCUCCUACACAAUAACAGCCUCUGUUUUCCCAGCUUAGGCCAGAUUAUAUUAGGAUAGCGUGUGGCGUACACUGAAGUUUAUGCAGAAUGGGGUGACUUUGGUGUGAGACUUCAAAGAAAUAUGUACCCAGCCUAUGCAGGUAUGUGCCCACAAAUUGCACAUGCCGGUCCUUUGUUCCUCAGUGGUCGGGCAACUCUCCCGCAGGUCACUGGGCUUUAGCGGCAACACGAGUGAAAGGUUGUCGCGUGGACCAAUCACAGCGGACCUGUGACACAAAAGGUGAAAGCUGCUGUGAUAAGCAGCCUGUAGACUGAGUCCACCCUGCCUGUUGUGUUUUUUAAGGCGUACUAAAACGCACGGGUAGAGAGGAGACACUGGUUGUCAGUAGUUUUCGUCCGCUUUGGUAAGCUCCAGGCCGCCUCCAUGUCCCACUACGCCAGCCAGCUGAGGGGGGACGCUCAGGUCCCGAUUGGGACGCGGUACACCGUACACAGCAGCAGGAUUAGCGGCAGCCAGGCGGCUUCCGCCGGGGCCAGCUACAGCGCGACACGAGUGAAACAGAGCAGCCAUUACAGCCAUGGCGUGGCCAGCGCGAACGCCUACCAUUACGAGAGCGACCUCACGGAUCGCUUCAACUCCUACGCCGUCAAAGUGCGUCUCCUGGAGGACGACAACAGGAGGAUCGGGAUUCGUAACGAGGAGCUGGAGAUAGUUAUCAAGGAGCUGAGAACCAAGCUGACCGAGCUCAGCCAUUUAAACGGCAUCAUGUCCACCGAGCUGGAGUUCUAUCGUGGCGAGAAUGGGAAGCUCGCACACGUCAUUGAAACGCUGGAGCUGAGGAAUUCCGGCUUACAGUCGCAGGUGAACGAAGCCAUAGAGGCCGGCGAGCGGGCAAAGGCGAGGAUCAACGAACUGAUGCUACUUGAGCAGAUCAGCUCGCUGACGGAAAGCAAACGUCUGCUUGAGCUAGAGAUCAUCAAAUUUAGAGAGGAGUCGAUGAACGCCAGCAUCACCAUCCACCAAACUUCCGAGAGCUAUUCCGCAUCCCCAUCGAGUGACCUGAAGGAUAGGGAGAUAGAGGACCUGAUGAACGAGCUGCAGAGGAUGAGGGACAUGAAUGACAGCCUGAAGAAGGACAUGACGACCAUGGAGCUGAAGAUGGAAGAAGCCGGCAGUAGAGAUGCGGCAGGUGGAUUCGGAGUAGGUGGAUUCGGAGUGGAUCAGGGAGGCGUGUCCAUUGAAGACGUCCAGAGGAAGGACAGGGAGCUGGACGACGCCAAGGACGAGCUAGCAAGGUUGAAGGCAGAGCUGGACAAGGCGAACGCAGACAACAUGAGGAUACAAGGAGACAUGGGGAAAAUGAAAAUGCAGCUGGAUUCCACACAAAAAGAGAUGCAGAAUGCUCAACAAAAUGCCAGAGCAUCGGCCCAGAAAGAAGGAGGCGAAGCCAAGAGACUCCAAGGCGAGCUGGACCGACUACGUGCCCAACUGGAGGCAAAGGACAGAGAAGCUAAGGCCUUGAAGGACAAGGUAGACGGUCUCAAUAACGAAAAAAGAAAUCUCCAACGCAAGUUGGAAGACACGGAGAGAGAGGCAGGAAAACAGAGAAAACAGAUGGAUGAUUUGAAGAGACAGAAGGAGAGAAGUGCAAGUCAAAGUGCAGAAGGAGAGAAGAUGAGACAAGAGAACAGGGAGCUAUCACUGAAGAUGAGCAGGUUCGAGUCGCGGAUAGGAGAGCUCCAGUCUGAGCUUGAUAUCGCCCUGAGGAAGAUUGAAGAGUUGGCUAGAGAAAAUGAAACACUGGAUGCUGACAAUGAAAACCUGAAGUCAGAGAGAGAUCUACUGAAGAAUCGUCUGGCCGACAAGGAAAGCGAGCUACAAGACGUCCUAGAUGAGUUGGCGAGGCUACGAAAGGAGAGGCUAGAGUUUGAGACGAUGACGAAAGAGGUCAGUCAUACGGAGGUCGCGUUCCAGGGCAAGGUCCAAGACUUGGAGGAUCAGCUGGCCAAUCUUCAAAGGAGGCUGAAAGACGCUCAGGCAGAGAACGACGCCAAGGAUAGGGAGCUGAGAGAAGCACAGAUGGAUCUUGAGAGCGCCGAACGUAAGAUAACCAUCAUAUCGGAGGAGAAAGGUAGAUUAGAGAGCGACUCAGAUAGCAUAAAAGAUGCAGAGAAGGGCCUGGAAGAUAAGUGCUUCACGCUGGAGAGCAGGUGCACUUCCUUACAGGCUGAGCUAGAUGCACUCAGGAAGCAGCUUCAAGACAAAGACGACGCUCUUAAGGAAGUAGAGGACGAGAGGGCGAGGCUAGAGAUAGAGAAAGGAGACAUAGAGAACAGGAUGCACGGGAUGGAAAGAGAAAUGAAGAAGAUCAAGGUUGACCUAGACAGCGCGAGGGGUCAAGUAGAACAACUGUCAGGACCAAUGCAGGAACAGCAGUCGUCACUCAGCCAAUUCGAACAGAAAAACGUCCAACUUCAGAAGAAGAGUGAAAGUAACCGAAGGUGAGGAGGCCAUUGUCAAGGUGCAGAGUCUGUCCUUGAAGACAUCACACCUGGAGAAACAAGUAGAGAUGUACAGGGUCAAGCUUGAAGGAUCUUCGAAGGAGAUAAAGGAACUGGAGAACGAGAUCGAGAGGCUGAUGGAGGAGAACAGGGAGAUGAAGAGGACCAUCAUCCGGCUGGGUGAUCAGGACCAGUACAACCUGGAACAGGCUAUUAGACAAAUUGACGAUCUGUCCGGCCGAAUCGACAACCAGCAGAUUGAUGACGUCAGAAAGAUGGUGGCAUCAAAAGACUUGCAGGUGAGGCAGCUCGGGGAGCAGAUCAAAGUGCUCAUGGAGGAGAACUCGCGGCUAGAGACAGCUUUAAUCAGCGCUAACACCACCACACAUACCACCACCACCAUCCUCCAGAACGGUGGUGUGUCCUCCCAUGGGUCUAGUGUUGGGAAGUGGUCAGGGGGGAACACUACCAUUUCAGGGGGGACGAUGAACUUCACGACACAACAGCAUGGCGGAUCGACGACGUUCUCACAACAUGGUGGAUCAGUGAGUCAGCACAGCGUGACGUCACAUCAGAAACAAACGACCAAUGAGAUGCACGGAGUGGCGACGCAUGGACAUCACGUGACACACCUACAACAGGGAAAAGCAGUGUCAAGCUCCACAAUGACAGGACAGAUGGUGACAUCAGGUGAGACACACAGUACCACUGUCAUGGGGGGAACAGUGACAUCAUCAACUACCGCUGAAAAAAUCGUGGUGAACGUGCCGACUAGCAAGAGUGUCGUUGUGCAUGGAGCAGGAGAGCUCGCAGCUGGGAAGAAGAUAUCAGUAAAAGUGCCACAUGCACAAAGUGUCGCGGUACCCAACGCUUCCGGUGGUGGUCAAACGAUCAAUGUCAAUGUUCCCAUGUCCACUAAUCAAACCGUCACUACUCACGAGGCACAGAAGAUCAUGGUGAACGUUCCCAUGGCAACAUCGCACACAGCCCACACCACGUCCAGUGAGAAGAUCAUGGUGAACGUUCCAAUGGCAGCAUCGCACACAACAUCAAGUGAGAAGAUCACGGUGAACGUUCCCAUGGCAACCACCCAGACCGUCACAACUCACACAGGUUCGGAUCAGAAGAUCAUGGUCAAUGUCCCCAUGGCAACAGCGCAUACGACUCACACCACGUCCAGUGAGAAGAUCAUGGUGAACGUUCCCAUGGCAACCACGCAGACCGUCACGAAUCAGGAGCACCACGUGAUGGUGAACGUCUCCGGAGGAGGAACACAGACCGCAGCAGGCGGCGCGCACGUGGCAAUGGCAGGUGGUCACGCGUCAGCAUCGACGGGGCAAAGCGUCACGGUCCAUGGAGGACACGCGGCAACAGGAGCAGCGCAGAAGAUCAUGGUCAACGUGCCAAUGCCGGGUGGAUCGGAAGCACACACCGUUACGGUAGGGGGAGGAGCAAGCCAGGCAGCCGGUCAGAAAAUCAUGGUCAACGUGCCCACAUCGGCGGUAAGCACGGGCACCAGCGGGGCACAGAAGGUCAUGGUCAACGUACCAGUCACGCAGACUGUAACUGUGUCUCCAAAAGUUACAGUUAAUGUUCCUGUUACCAAAAGCUGAUGAACAAUAGCUCUCUAGCGAGUUGGUGAUAUAUAACAUAAGUUUAAACCAAUAGCAUGGAGGAUGACCUAUUAAGACAUUGUUGAUGGUGUGGUGUAAGUUUAAGAAAAGAGAAGGCAGCAGAAAUAUCACGAUAACAACUGUGAAAAUAGAUAAUUUGGCAAAGACAAUGGGAAAAAAAAUUCUUGCUCUAUUAUGGUGCCAUUUGUGGGUUUGGGUUUGAUCUACUAUGUAAUAGCUUGUUCCAAACAACGCUGUCCAUAAUUGCGACGUUAUCUUCGAUACUAUCUACAUAGCCUUUUACAAUAAAAUUUACGACAUAAGCUAGCCAUAGAAUAGGUGCUUAUUUGUGGUACCAAACCAAUAAUUAGCUUGUCAGAAAGAGGAACAUAAUAAACGUUUAUGCUUCAACAAUUGUAUGUUGUAGCCCGUUAAAACAAUCGUAAUCGGCGAGAUACAGAACUGUUGAGAAAAGUAUUUUGGCAUGGCGUUUACCUGCACAACAGAGUUAAGAAGUUGAAUAAUAACCCAGGCAUUUUUUGUCUUUCCCCUGCCAUUCCCAAGUAGAUUGGUAUCACGAUUUGGCCAGAUACAAAUGUAAUACAAUGGGGCCAUACUAGUACUGCUAGCUGCGUAUAAAAAGUAUUUUCAUUGACCAUGUGUUAACAUCUGGAGGUGUAUUGGUGAUAUAUUUUGAAAAUUGAACAGUCGCUGAUUUGAAGGAGGUGUUGGUAAGCCUGUAUCAUCAUAGUUUUGGGUUUAGGAUGAUGGUGUAUAGUUUUAUUUCAUAAUAGUCAAUACUUGCAUAUGGGAAUUGCAGUAGACAUUCUGUGAAAAUAUAUAUGUGCACACGAUAAAGCUGACUACUGGCAAAGUUUAUACUUAAAAUCAUACGAACCAUCUUGGUAAUGACGACAUGACUGUCCAAAACAGUGACUAUUCAAUUUUGUUUUUCUAAUAUCAAUGAAUAAAAGCUAUAUGUGUAUUUGUGGAA